GCGCUCAGGGGCACGGCCUGAGCUGUAGAGCCCAAAGGAUGGGGCAGGUUUUUGGGAGCUGUGUGCUGACAGCUCCUGUCCUGCUCUCUCCCUGCAGACGCCGUCGUAUCCAGGCCAACCCAACUCGUCCGAGGGGAUCUCCACGGCUCUGUCACAGUCCUGUGCCCCUCUGGGGACACCCAGAGUGACCACAAGAGGUUCUGGUGCAAAGUGGGCAGAAGGAGCUGCACUCUCAUCGCCAGCUCUGACGGCUACGUGGGCAGGAGGUACCAAGGACGGAUCGUUAUCAGCCCUCAGGACAGCUCUGGAGCUUCCAAAGUCCUGAUAAACGACUUAAAGCAGGAAGAUUCGGGGCUGUAUCUGUGUGGGACACAAGGCCCGAGGGGUCAGGACAGCCUGCAGGAGGUGGUUCUGCUGGUGGCCACAGCCUCUGCCCUUCCCAGGAGACCCAAAUUCCUCAGCGGCACCGCCGGGGGCUCGCUGUCCUUCCAGUGCCACCACGACCCCAAGGGCACCUACGAGAAGAAGUACCUGUGCAGGUGGCAGGGAGGGAGCUGCACAGUGCUGCUGGAUGACGAGGGGUUUGUGCUGGAGUCCUACCGAGGGCGGAUACAGAUGUCCAGCAGCCACCCCGAGCGUGGGAGCUACACGGUGCUGCUGAGGCAGCUGAGGGAGGAGGAUGAAGGCUGGUACUGGUGUGGGGCCAGGAGUGGGCACACAGAGCUCACGGCCUCGCUGAAGCUGCUCAUCCACAAGGGAACCUGCUCCUCAUGGGACCCAGGAACAGCCACGGCACCAAGUCCUGCUGCCCCCAGCACGGCCAGGCACGGGAGGAUGGCAGACGUGAUGGGCACUGUCCCCAAGGACACCACCAUGGCCAGUGUCACCCACAGCACCACCAUGGCCAGUGUCACCAUGGGCACUGCCCCCAAGGACACCAUGGCCAGUGUCCCCAAGGACACCAUGGGCACUGUCCCCAAGGACACCACCAUGGGCAGUGUCACCCACGGCACCACCAUGGGCACUGUCCCCAAGGACACCAUGGCCAGUGUCACCCACACCACCAUGGCCAGUGUCACCAUGGCCAGUGUCCCCAAGGAUACCAUGGCCAGUGUCACCCACAGCAGCAUCUCCCUGCUACCCUCUGCCAUCCCUGGCACCUCUGCAACCUCCCCAGGUGAAGCCUUUCAGGAGAGGAGAGGAAAGAAGCCCCACGGGGAGCCUGGAGCCAGCUUUGGCUGGAAGGGAAGAAGGGAUGGAGGAGCCCUGGAAGGGAGGAAGGGAUGGAGGAGAGCCCGAGUCCAGGAGAAGAGCAGGAAUUCAGGAUGGGCUCUGACAAAUGUAGGACAAUCUCUGUUAUCCUUGGAAAUAUCAGGAUGACCAGCUUCUAUUCACUCUACGGAGAAAAAUUACUUUUCCAGGUGUCUGAUGAAGACUUGAGCCAGAAUCUGCUGUGGAAGCCCCUGGGUACCUGAGCUGGGAAUUUUCUCUGUGGAAAGACAAGCCCCCAACACCUCCCAGUGCUUUCCCCAGAACCCAAAUCCCCUUUAGUGAAAGCUGAACCCCCACACUGCCCAAACAGCUCCGUGUUUUGGAGAAAAGAGAAUAAAAUAACGCACCUGAA
Molecule: messenger RNA, 1624 nt
Organism: Parus major (Great Tit)
Lineage: Eukaryota; Metazoa; Chordata; Aves; Passeriformes; Paridae
Product: mucin-5AC-like
Exons: 6
Coding region: 616-1380 (254 amino acids)
Source: RefSeq, a predicted model, not a curated record